Messenger RNA from Bombina bombina (fire-bellied toad), 1681 nucleotides. It is a transcript of the gene PCID2, whose product is annotated as PCI domain containing 2. The transcript is spliced from 15 exons. Gene Ontology annotation, cellular component: transcription export complex 2. Lineage: Eukaryota; Metazoa; Chordata; Amphibia; Anura; Bombinatoridae. Gene Ontology annotation, biological process: post-transcriptional tethering of RNA polymerase II gene DNA at nuclear periphery; transcription elongation by RNA polymerase II; poly(A)+ mRNA export from nucleus. Gene Ontology annotation, molecular function: double-stranded DNA binding; RNA binding. The coding region runs from base 175 to 1374 and encodes 399 amino acids. The record is from RefSeq and is a predicted model, not a curated record.
UGUCAGAGGGUCCUUUAGAGGGAUGGAAACUAGCCGCUACCAUUCUAUCAAAGCAGAUACAGAUGCAGCCAUAGAAGUAAGCUGUACAAUUCGGAAAUUUAAUGAAAGGGUUACUGGCGAGGCACUGCGGUAUUAGUUUUCAGGACCUGAAAUAAAUAAAAAUCUGGAGGAGAUAUGGCACACAUUACUAUCAAUCAGUAUUUACAGCAGGUGCAGGAGGCGAUAGACAGUAAACAUGGUGUGUUUUGUGCAGAGUUGGUUUCAUUCAGACAUCCUCAUGUUGCAAAUGCCAGGUUACAGUUGUCUGCCCCAGAGGAAAAGUGUCAGCAAGUACUGGAGCCUCCCUAUGAUGAAAUGUUUGCAGCUCACUUAAGGUGCACCUACGCUGUUGCUAACCAUGACUUUGUUGAAGCAUAUAAGUGUCAAACUGUCGUAGUUCAAUCCUUUUUAAGAAUUUUCCAGUCUCUGAAAGAGGAAAAUUGGGCCCUGCCCAUCAUGUACGCUAUUACCCUUGACUUGCGGGUUUUCGCCAAUAACGCCGACCAACAGCUUGUGAAGAAGGGAAAAGGCAAAGUGGGAGACAUGUUGGAGAAAGCGGCUGAGCUGUUAAUGAGUUGCUUCAGAGUGUGUGCCAGUGACACCCGGGCUGCUUUUGAGGAUUCUAAAAAGUGGGGAAUGUUAUUUCUAGUGAAUCAGCUUUUCAAAAUUUAUUUUAAGAUUAAUAAGCUUCAUUUAUGCAAACCUCUAAUCAGAGCCAUCGACAGUUCCAACUUUAGGGAUGAAUAUACUAUGGCACAAAGAGUCACUUUCAAAUACUAUGUUGGACGCAAGGCUAUGUUUGAUAGUGACUUCAAGAAAGCUGAGGAAUAUUUGUCCUUUGCUUUUGAAAACUGCCUGCGUUCCUGUCAGAAGAAUAAAAGAAUGAUUCUGAUUUACUUAUUACCAGUAAAAAUGUUGUUGGGUCAUAUGCCAACACUUCAGCUGUUAAGAAAGUACGACCUGAUGCAGUUUGCAGAAGUAACCAAGGCUGUGAGUGAAGGAAAUCUGCUGCUGCUCACAGAGGCUUUGGUCAAACAUGAGACCUUUUUUAUUCGUUGUGGCAUUUUUCUAAUUCUGGAGAAGCUGAAAAUCAUCACAUACAGGAACCUUUUCAAGAAAGUAUAUCUGUUACUAAAAACUCACCAGCUUUCACUAGAUGCCUUUUUGGUUGCUCUUAAGUUCAUGCAAGUGGAAGAUGUAGAUAUUGAUGAAGUGCAGUGUAUUAUAGCUAACCUUAUCUACAUGGGACACAUAAAAGGUUACAUAUCUCAUCAGCACCAAAAGCUGGUCGUCAGCAAGCAAAACCCUUUCCCACCAUUGUCGACGGUCUGUUAAAUCUACGAAAGAAAAAGACUUGCACAUUUAUAUAGCCCUGUAGCUGUUUGUCUCUGUUUUCAUUUACAACUAGGGACCGCAUUUGUAUGAAGACUUAUUUCAUGUGUUAACUUAAGGAAUCAACCAUCUGUCAUUCAACUUUUCAGAGACACCCCAGUUUUUUUUUUACCGUUUUAUUAUUUAGUGAACUAAAUAAACUUUUUUUUGUUCUUUAUUUUUUAAAUAAAGAAAAGUUGUUUUUUUUUUUUUAAUAAUUUUGUUUUACCUUGAGAUUGUAUUGGAUUAAUAAAAUAACAUGUAACACGUC